This is a messenger RNA of Oncorhynchus nerka (sockeye salmon), 3608 nucleotides long. Its product is annotated as ubiquitin carboxyl-terminal hydrolase 45-like. Gene Ontology annotation, molecular function: cysteine-type deubiquitinase activity; zinc ion binding. Bases 280 to 2673 code for a protein of 797 amino acids. The record is from RefSeq and is a predicted model, not a curated record. The transcript has 18 exons. Lineage: Eukaryota; Metazoa; Chordata; Actinopteri; Salmoniformes; Salmonidae. Gene Ontology annotation, biological process: protein deubiquitination.
UUGAGUUCACCAAUUUGACUUUUUGUGGGUUCAGUUGGUAGUUCUCGAUGUCCCCAAUCGUUUUAGAAAGUCAAGUUUAUAACUGAAACUGUAUUUAGCGUUUUGAACACUAGCUACAAGUAUUCUGUGGACUUUCGAGUUUCUUGAUUUGUAUGACAUACAAUACAGUUCUCAAUCGUUUGAAAUAAGCUACGACACUGCAGUGUGUUGACAUAUUAGCUAGAUAGCUAACUUGCUAGCUCAUUGGCCAGUUUCUGGGCAAAAAGAAAAUAGCUACAGAUGCGGCUAAAGGAUCCCUUCUCGUUGAAAGUCGUCGGCAUGACUAAGCGGACUAACAAGCCAAGGAAGCCUCGAGAUGAGGAGUCGUCGGACGAAGUUAGCGGGCUGACCUGCCAGCAUGUCAGCAAGGCGGUGGACCUGAGCUCAGUCAAGAAGGCGGUGACCUCGAGCAUGUGGUCGAUGUGUUCAGAUUGCCUGAGGGAAAGGACUAUGAUAGAUGGAGAGCCAGCCAGUGGCCACGACAUCCUCGUAUGCCUCAAGUGCGGCUUCCAGGGCUGUAGCCAGUCAGAGAGCCAGCACUCCACCAAGCAUCACCAAACCCUCCACCCUGAGUCCCACUGCAUCACCGUUAGCCUCGGGACCUGGAAGGCCUGGUGUUUUGAAUGUAACGAAGAGCUCUCCACUCACUGCAAUAAGAAGGCUUUGGCCCAGACCCUGGACUUCCUACAAAAGCACUCUGUCAAGGCAGCCUCAGGAACCACAUCGAAAAUGAUCAAGCUUAGAGAGGAGCCCAGCGACUAUGCAGACCAGUCCAGAGGGAAGAGUCCGGUCAACAACAGCACACUGGUCCUGGUCAAAGGCAUCAACAACCUCGGAAACACCUGCUUCUUUAACGCAGUUAUGCAGAAUCUGUCCCAGACUCACAUGCUGAACGACCUGAUACAGGAUGUGAAGGAGAAGGGACACAAGCUGAAGAUCUGCCCCCCUGCCGAGUCAAACGUGGGGGCAUUGACGGUGACUCUGCCCAGCCCAGAGCCCCUGACCUCGGCCAUGUUCCUCUUCCUACACAGCGUGAAGGAGUCUGGGAAGGGCCCUGUCAACCCCAAGAUCCUUUUCAACCAGCUUUGCCAGAAUGCUCCACGCUUUAAGGGCUACCAGCAGCAGGACAGCCAGGAGCUGCUCCAUUACCUACUGGACUCCAUGAGAGUAGAGGAGACUAAGCGGAUCAAGGCGGGCAUUCUGAAAUCCUUCAACAACCCCACAGAGAAGACUGCAGAUGAUGAGACCAAACGCCAAGUCAAAGCAUACGGGAAGGAGGGUGUGACGAUGAACUUUGUGGAUCGCAUCUUUGUGGGGGAGUUGACCAACACCAUCAUGUGUGAGGAGUGUGAGCAUAUCUCCACAGUGAAGGAAGCCUUCAUUGACAUCUCCCUGCCCGUCAUUGAGGAGCGGAUGUCCAAGCCGUCCAACCCGGGCAGGACUGGGAAGAGCAGUCGGGAGCAAGAAGCUCACGUCUCCCACGGUGGCGAGAUGCUUUCCGCAGUGCUCAAUAAGAACAGCAGGAAACUUAGCGGACAGAAGCAGCAGCAGGGCCAGAAGUCCCCUGGCUCUGUGGAGGAGAAGGGGGCAGACAGCCCCUCAGACCACCCCGAGGAGUCCCCCUCCGUAAUGGCCCGUGCCGCAGGAGGUUCCAAAAUGGCCGCCACCAGCAGCCUAUCGGAUGGCAGCGAUAAAGACUCAGGCCCUCAGGACAGUAGCAACGACGCCGACAGCGAGGCCUCGGAGAGCGAGUGGACCCCCCGGCAUCCCUCGGGCCACAGCCAUGGUGGCAGAGGCUCCACUCCUACCCAGUCUCCCACCCCGCCUGCCCUCUCCCCCAGGACCCAGCAGGGUGGUGUUGUGGAGCAGCUGGUCAGUGCAGUGCAUAAGAUGAAUCUGGGCCCUGAUUCAGGGGACUCACUCUCCACACACUGUCCUGAGGACCAGAGGGAGCCCCAACCUCAACAUCCUCAACAGUCUCCUCACUCCAACCACCAGGGGGCAUUCAAGGCACUGUCCCACAGCUACACGCCCUGCUCCAAGGAGUGCUCCAUUCAGUCCUGCCUUCACCAGUUCACCUCGGUGGAGCUUCUGAUGGGCAACAACAAGCUGUUGUGCGAGAGCUGCACGGACCGCCGGCAGAAACAACUGCGGAAGAGCACCUCAGUAGAGAAGAAGUCUGACAAGGUGUACACCAGCGCUCGCAAACAGAUGCUGAUCUCUUCGCUGCCCCCGGUGGUCACUCUGCACCUGAAACGCUUCCAUCAAGCAGGGAUGAACCUACGAAAAGUCAACCGUCAUGUCAACUUCCCUCUCAUCCUGGACCUGGCGCCGUUCUGCUCGGCAUCCUGCAAGAAUCUGGUGGCAGGGGAGCGUGUGCUCUACAGCCUGUAUGGCAUCGUGGAACAUAGCGGGUCGAUGCGCGGGGGCCACUACACAGCGUACGUAAAGGUCCGUUGGCCCCAGAGGAGAACCGAGCAGCCACACCGCAGAAACAUGGCAGGUCCAAGGGAAGCAAGCAGUGCCACACAGGGUCAGUGGGUUUAUGUAAGUGACACCAAUGUCCAUGCGGUACCAGAGUCCAGGGUCCUCAACUCUCAAGCCUACCUGCUGUUCUACGAGGAGAUGCUGUGACUGCCAGAGCACGGAGCUGCCCAACAAUCAUUGGUGUCUCAGGAGACAGAGGAAGAGGGGAAAAAGAGAGAGAGAGACCUGCUUUGGGUAUACCUCUCUCUAAACUUUGACUCCCAAGAGCAUGAAACUUGGCACGUACUACAUGAUGGGAUUGGUAGUUCAUCAGGGACAUAAAGUCACUGUGAUGUUUACUGGACUGCUCAGCAUUGAAGGGUCACCACGCUGGUCCACUUACUGAACGUCCCCAUACCAUUGCUCAUACUUCUGUAUGUGAGAGAGAGAGAGUGAGCGAGAGAGUGGCAGAAUAGUAUGUUUGAUUAAAUGUACCAAAAAAAUGCUGUUAUUUAUAUUUUACAGCCUGCUGUGGUGAAUACGAAUUGUAUUUUUUGUAGAACAUGCGAAUGUGUGACUAUCAUUAAAUGGUGAUUGUCAAAAUAGUUUUUGGUAAGAGAAAUUAUAUAAAAUUAUGGGAAACAUAUACAAAAGUACCAAAAGAAUGUGAUCUCAAACUAUUCCUGAAAGGAGAGGUCCAUCAUGUGGCAGGCCAUCCGAGUGUGUUUCAGACCAAUACAUUACUGUGUUGGUCGGCACUGUUUUUUUUCAAAUCCUAGUUCUAUUAAAUAUGCACACUGGUGCACAAACAAUCUCUAACCACACAGAUACAAACACAUUGUGACGUUUAACAAAGGGACAUUGCUACAUAUAUGAAUGCCAGCUCGCCGGACAAUAAACGAUUGUUUUCAUUUCAUUUAGUCUUUUUAUCCCCAUAUGUUCUGCUGUAGUUAAACUAACGUGUGUUGAUCAAUCUUGAUCAAAGUGUCUCACCAUUUAUGUUUAAUUGCCAAAUUAUUCUGGUCAAGUGAGGGAUUUCUGUAAGUAAAAAUACAUUUUUUUGUCCCCCCUCCCCCAAACAAAUAAAUACUCAGUGCCUACAA